Dentiscutata erythropus is the source of this 546-nucleotide messenger RNA. Lineage: Eukaryota; Fungi; Glomeromycota; Glomeromycetes; Diversisporales; Gigasporaceae. The record is from the annotation of a GenBank genome assembly.
AUGGCUUAUGUUCUUCAACUUUUUGUUGGAAAAGAAUUAAAUAAUAUCUUCUUAUUGUGCAAAAAGACCUUGGAUUUAAAAAUUAUUUAUCAACAAUUGGAGAUAUCUGUACAAGCAAUAACAUAUCUUCCUUCACGGCUUCAGUCAAAUGAAAAUAUAACUGUUCAAAAAGAUGCAAUUUCAACAUUAGUUAAAACUUUGAAAUCAUCUCUUCAACAAUCUUAUGUUAAAUCUGUUUUAACAGAUAUUAAUGAAUUAACAAUCCUUAAUACUAUAGAUAAUACAAAAGAUUUUGUUAAAAUUAAAGAAAUUGAUACUAAGUUAGGAAUUAUUCAUAAAAAAAUAGAUAUUUUGGUCCUAUUAGUUACAACUAGAACUUUUGAAAUAUUUAAAAAAAACCUUAAAAAUGACCAGUUUUCUAUAUUAUUAAAAAUUGCUCAAAGAUAUUUAUAUGUAUCAGCAACUUUAGUCUCAUCUGAACACUUGUUUUUAGAUGUUGGGAAUAAUAUUCAGCAAAAUACACAAACCUUGAUCCAGAAUUGGUGG